This is a messenger RNA of Populus euphratica (Euphrates poplar), 744 nucleotides long. RefSeq lists its product as uncharacterized. The transcript has 4 exons. Gene Ontology annotation, cellular component: alpha DNA polymerase:primase complex. Gene Ontology annotation, biological process: DNA replication initiation. NCBI's taxonomy places the organism in Eukaryota, Viridiplantae, Streptophyta, Magnoliopsida, Malpighiales, Salicaceae. The record is from RefSeq and is a predicted model, not a curated record. Bases 1 to 537 code for a protein of 178 amino acids.
AUGCCAAUUGAUGGUCUGAGAAAUGGUCUCUUUGGAAGAAAUCUGUGUGUCAGGCAACGUGAUAAACAUAACUGUAUUGGGUCUCUCCAAAGUCCCCUCUUGGCCAAGUUGGCCCCUGAAGGGGUUGUGUCCAGGCUAAAGCAGGACCAAGGGAAGAGACUGUUAAAUGCUAAUCCUGAUUACGUGUGCCAUAUCUUUGCAAUAGUAAUAUCAGCUUCAAAAAGUGGUGAAUUGUCUCCAGAAGCUCUUCACAUCACCUCAAUUCCAGAUCUUCUCAUCCUGCCUUCAGACAUGAAGUACUUUAUAAAGGUGAUUUUCCUGGUUGAAGGGGAAGAGCAAAGGAAGUCCAUUUGCAUAAACCCAGGAACACAGGCAAAGGGACAAGGAGGUGGCACUUUUGCUGAGCUCAAGUACCAUGGGAGUCCUGACAAGAUGAAUGCUUCAAUUACUAGAGGCAUACAAAUACCGGACCUAAACUCAGUGAGUGAUGUUCCAAACGCGAAAUGGCACAAAGCUGGAGCACAAGAUCAGAAUUAAAGAUCCAACACACCGAAUGUUCAAUUCAUCGGAACACAGUCGAUUCUGGAAACUCGUUUUGAUAGAAGAUUUCCGCAUGUAAGUAAAUUAAUUGCAUGGGUUGAGUGAUUCAUGACCACCGGUAUCAAUCUUGUUCUUUUCUAACAAUCAAACUCAGCAUAUUUGGCAUACAUACAUACUGUAUUAUAUUCAUUCACUUCAACUCUC